Molecule: messenger RNA, 2511 nt
Organism: Penicillium cinerascens
Lineage: Eukaryota; Fungi; Ascomycota; Eurotiomycetes; Eurotiales; Aspergillaceae
Exons: 1
Coding region: 1-2511 (836 amino acids)
Source: RefSeq, a predicted model, not a curated record
AUGCGACCGGCUCUUCUUCGACUCCUGAAGAGGCCGUCCGCCUUCUCGAUCCUCAAUUCCCUUGCAGCCACCCCGGUCGGAGUCGAGCAGUUGGAGUCCAGAUACACGCGUCUGCGCUGCCGAUCGCGAUGCGCCGGUGAAAUUUCUCUCGAUGAGACCGAGGAGAGAUCGUCUAUACAGGAGCCUGGGUAUAGACAGCAGACUGGGGGUGAGAAACGGCCUUUCAGCUUUGCUAUCUACGAGAUUGAAUCGCCAUCCGAGAACCGUUCCUCCGAAUCUUCACAUCGCCCGGACAAUACAGAUCGACAUAGUACGGCUGAGCGUGUCAAAAAAAAUCUGCGGCUACAACAAGAGCAACUGGAGUUUGAAUCGGAUAUCGGCCACACAAAAGACAUUGGAACACGACUAGUGGAUAGCUUGGCGCAUCGGCAUGACUGUGAGCUUUGGGAGGAACUGCUACGGUUUCGCCAGCGUCAUUAUGGUGACAAAGGUACACAAGAUAUUUGGGAGGGCUUGACCAUCCGCUUGGAUGGUGUGAAGCUUCCCGUGACCGGAGAAAGGGCAGACUUCUUUUGGCAAAGCUUUGUGGACCUGGGUUUGAAGCGACAUUUAUUUCUCAAGGACGUGGUGGAAUAUGCAGUAAAUAUCUGGGAAACGCAAAAUGCUUGCUGGAGCAAAUUCUACCGAAGUGUCGUGGGUGGUCUUCUUGACCGGGGGAUGCAGAAACAGGCCGUGGAGUGGCACCAAAAGCUUCAAGCCUCCGGUCUUGCCCGCCCAGAUGAUCUGGUCCAGGUCAUCCAGCCAGCCAUUCAUCCAGAAUACCUUUCAGCCAGCACAAACUCAUUGAAAAACCCUCAACUGCUAUCUGCUUUCCAGAGGCUUUCGACUUUCCAGACCAUGAUCCGUCAAAUUCCAGGCCAUCAGGUCUACGGUUCAGUCAUUCCGGCCCUUUUACGGCAGGGAUAUGGAGAAGACGCCAUCUCAUUGCAUGCCUUUUUGAUAAGAAACGAAGACCAUCCAAAAUCCUUGGACGAACUACAGCCCUUGAUGGAAUAUGUCAAGAAAUAUGGGUUUGAGAAGGACUUCACACGAAUUCGAGAUUAUGCCAAAGAUCGAUUCGAAGAGGAAAUUACAGCCGCCGAGCAACAAAUACAACCCCCGCAUAGGUCAGCUUUGGGACACGCGAAGGAGAAUGUUACCGAAGGCAAGCCCUUCAAAGAUGAGAUAGGAGCCCGACUGUUCGCGACAAGGGCCCUCACUUUCGACAUGAUACUUGGUACGCUGAAGAUGCUUGGCGUAUCAGCAAUCGGGCCACGAACCGUACGUGAGAUGGCCAUCCGAGCUCACAGCAGCCAGGAUAUCCUAGACAAACUCAAGAUGCUCCGACAAUCCGGUAUUUCCAUCAGAAACACGGUGUUCACGCGCCUGGUCCAGAAACUAGCCGUGCAAAACCGCGAUAUCCUUCUUUCCGACCUGCUGGGCAGUGAUCAGCACCCCGACGUGCUCGAGGAUGUCGAAAUGCAGGAGUCACUACUUGUCUCCUACUACAUGGCUCGUGAUUCACACCAAUACAAGAUAUCUCUCGCCGUCUUGGCAGAGCUAUUCCCCGAUACCCCGGAUUUGCUGGACAUCCAUUUCCGCAAGCACAUUGCAGCCGGGGAAUUCGACGCGGCUAUCAAAGUGGUUGAUGAGCUGGCCCUACGAGGAAGAUCCCUCAACGCGGACAGCGUGGAUUACAUGGCCGAGAAAGUUCUAACGCCUCGCCGAUUGAACCGUCGACCACCGCCCGGCAAGCUGCUGUCGACUGCAGAGGAGGCCAUGUUCAUUUUCAAGGUCAUGCAGCGCGUGGUCCCCGCAGGAGUCUAUGUCAGUGCGGCAUUCUGGGUGGAGUUGCUGAAGCGGCUUGGCAUGUCAAAUCACUGGGUAGGGCUUCGAGAAUGUUGCCUUUGGUUGGCCCGUGAAUAUUCUAACGAGGCUGUGUCCCAAUCACGAAUACCCUGGGACCCCUCACAAUCGACCACGGCUCCAGUCCAUGGACGAGACGGUCGCAUGGUUAAACUCAUCUUCACACCGCAGAUGCAGCAUGCCAUCGUCCACUGGGGCUUCAAACUCGCCGUGAAUCAAGAGAGGAAGUCAAAACUCGCCUACACGCAUCCCAUCACGGGGGCCAAGCUUAUUCCUUGGACUCGGGGUAUCAUCCUUCUUCGGGAGCUGGAGCAAGCUGGUCUUGCACUCCAGAGGCGUGAGAUUCGCCGCGCGGCUCGGUCUCGGCUGGCCAUGCUAUUCAGCCGGUGGUGCCCUUCCCAGCAACGAAUGAACCGUAUGCUGCGACGAGAGAAUCCUUACAGUCUGGAACAAGUAGCGGUGGACAUCCUUCGUGCCUGGGGUAAUUUCAGCCUGUUCAACGGAAUGGAAGUCUCAAACCCACGGCGACUGGUGAAUCCAUCGCGUACGAAAUAUUCGAGACGGCGCACUGCGCGAGUGAUCCUGCCACGAAGGAUGCCGCGGUGA